GGACCCUUAUCCGCCCUCGAUAGCUGGUCGCCUCCUCCUCUGCCACCUCUCCUCUCAAGCAGCCGCCUUCGGAGCCCCAUUUGUGCGUCUCGAAUGUCCCGCAAGAUCAAGCUCACUCGGCUGCCCCAGGACGUCCUCAUCAAUAUGGUCGAUUCAUGCCCAUCCUUAGUCGACAGAUACACCUUUGCCAAGGUGCUGGGUCUCAAGGAGCAGAUUGCGUCCACUCAUCUCAGUGUCGAAUAUGAGCUCGACCAGGCCCUGAAGCGGAUCCGCUCCAAUGCCUAUCGUGUCGAUCUCAGCCAGACCACUAUAUACGAUGACCUGAGGACUGUCGUGCACUUGAUGAAGCUAACCUCCCACCGCACCUCCCUGGAUUUUACCCAUACAUACAUACAUGUGCGCGGUGCCAUCAUCCUCUCGGAUUUGCUCAUGUCGGACUGCUCUCUCCACAAACUGGAUCUUACGUACUCGUACAUCAGUCAAGAGGGCACCAAGGUCCUCUUUAAGGCCCUCAAGAAAAACACAUCGGUGAAGACGCUGAUACUGAACCAUAACAACAUCGAGCCUGAUGGCGCCGAGGCAAUCUUCUCGGGGCUCUGUGCCAACUCGACCCUCACGCACCUGGAUUUGAGAUGGAACCGCCUCCGCUACCACGGCGCGUUUUGGAUCGCCGAAGCGUUGAAGGUCAACACGGCGCUGACGUAUCUCAACCUCUGCGGCAACCUGAUCAGCACCCAAGGCGUCCACUACAUGUGCCACACGCUCAUCAAGAACUCGACUCUGACCUCCCUCGACCUGAGCUGCAACGACAUUGACUCCAGCGCUGUGGGGCCAAUCCGCGGCAUGCUCGACGCCAACACUGUCCUAACUAUGCUGAAUUUGGAGAACAAUCGCCUGAGGGAUCGAGACGUCGACACCAUCAACAAGGCCCUCAGCGCAAACAAAACGCUGCUGACACUUGAGGUCUAUUGAGAGCUCGUGCUUCUCGCCCAACACUACACUUUCUCCAUACCAUCCGCAUACCAUCGUCGCCGUCUCAAUACUGUGACUCUGUCUGGAGUGCCUGCUGCUUGCUUCCACUUGCUCAACACUGAGCCUCCGCCUCGACUUCUCGACGAUCGCCAUCACUGCCG
Polychytrium aggregatum is the source of this 1133-nucleotide messenger RNA. RefSeq lists its product as uncharacterized. Lineage: Eukaryota; Fungi; Chytridiomycota; Chytridiomycetes; Polychytriales. Gene Ontology annotation, molecular function: small GTPase binding; GTPase activator activity. Gene Ontology annotation, biological process: nucleocytoplasmic transport; activation of GTPase activity. The record is from RefSeq and is a predicted model, not a curated record. Gene Ontology annotation, cellular component: perinuclear region of cytoplasm; cytosol; nucleus. The transcript has 9 exons. Bases 94 to 972 code for a protein of 292 amino acids.